This is a messenger RNA of Ostreobium quekettii, 3123 nucleotides long. Lineage: Eukaryota; Viridiplantae; Chlorophyta; Ulvophyceae; Bryopsidales; Ostreobiaceae. The record is from the annotation of a GenBank genome assembly.
AUGGCAGUAUCUGGGGAGUUUGCAAACGAUGGCAAUGAAGCUAUUGAGGUGUCCCAACGUGAAGCAUGCCCCACAGACCUCGGGGCCCAGCGUGAUGGCACGGAUCGGCUGCACAGCUCCCGCACCGCUGACGUCAGGGAGCAGCAGUGUGCUGCGGAUCGCCUGGCACACCAGCGGCACGAGUUGGAGCGAGUCGCACAGGGGCAUCGGCAGAAGAUCGCAGUGGAGGAGGAGAACAUCAGGAAAAGGCGGGAGGAGUUUGAACAGGAGCUCCAAGCCAGGCAGACGGCCAUACGUGAUCAUGAGCAGCAAGUCCUGGACCGUGAGCGGCGUCUUAGGUCACAGGAGUGGGAUCUGCAGCAGCAGCUGACAGAAUCUGGCAGAGCUGCUCGAAGAAGCCGGCUGGAAGCCCGAUGCCAGGUGGAAAAGGAACUUGCCCAGCAGCAGUCCCAGGUUGCUGCCGACAGGCUGCAGAUCGAGGAAGCUCGUCUGCAGCUGCAGCGCCAGGCCUCCCACGAAAAGGCACAGCUGGCUACCUGCCAGGACCAGCUGGCUAAGGCGCAGGCUAUGCUCUCAGAGGAACGGGUCAAGGCAGCUGCCCACGCAAGCCGCGAGGCGGGCUUUGCCAAACAGGUGGAGGGGCUGCAGGCAGAGGUGUCCCGCCUGCGUUGCGACCUGGCUGUGGCAGUUGGGGCCAUCACGAGGCAGUGCCCUGGCCGGAGGCCACAAGUGCCACCGCACGAUAGCGCUUCUGGUGCUCUGCAUGGGGGAGACUCUCAUCUCCAGAGCCUGUUGCUGGAGAUUGGGCAGUACAAGGCAGUGAUCGUGAAGUCGAAAUCUGCCAUAAAGAGGCUUGACAGGACAAAAAGUCGCCUCAUUGAUGAACUCGACGCAUCGCAAGACAGAGAGGGUUACUGGAAGGGUCGUGCAGAAGAAACAGAGGCACUCCUGGACGAGGCCAUCGAGGCUAGAGAAAACGCAGUGGGUCGUGUGGAGGAGCUGGGGUUUAAGCUAUGCCAGGCAGAACGCGAGAUGUCCGAAACCAGGGUCAGGCUUGAGAGGGCGUGUCAGGAGCUGAGCAUCUUGAGGCACUCGGCGUCAAGGAGCGCAGCAUCUGUGGCAGGCAACAGGUCCGAGGCAACGCCGGCAGCUGCGCCCAGCAGGGCUGCUGCGCAGCCCCACCUCCCUCGCGAGUUGCACACCUUGGACAGGCCCUUCGCCGCUGCGCCGCCAAUCCACCCUCUGCAAUGCCCAACAAGACGCGGCGAGCAUUUCGUGUCAUCCGGGCGGGGUAUGCGACACAGCAGCAGCUUCUCAGAACUUUUGCCGCACCGGAUGGACCAACUCAACCGUGAGGAAGAGAGCCUGGCGCUGCAGCUGAGGGAGUUCAAAAGGCGGGUGGAGGCUGGCCGACGGGCAUCCGGACGCGACAUAUCGAAGCUCAAAAGGAGGGCAGAGCGAUGCAGGAGGAGGGCAGAUCGCCGGGCUGACAAUUUGGGCGGCGACCGCGUCGACAUUUUCUCUGACACAGAGACGCCGUCGUCACCAAGCUCGGUGCUAACUGCGACCUCGCCACUGGUGGCUUGCGUGCAUUGGCCAGCAGGCGGCCACAGCCACUGCACGGGGCCAUCCCUGACGGAAGCAAUUCGACGCGCAGUCUCGCGCGGAAGGUGCCUCGAUGGAGUUGAUGCGGAGGAGCACCAUCAUGACCCUGCACAAGCGAAAGAUGAAAUCGACGACGAUGCCAUUGUGCGUUCCACCAGGGAUGCGACUGAGGGCCCGUCCUGCCGUGCGCACAACGCCAGGGGCUACACAGCAAAUGACGUGGCUGCGGCGCCGUCGCUCCAGAUGAUGCCCAGCGAUCGUCCCACACACGACGCCCCUGAUGGGGGCCGAGAGGGCUUCUGCGUGCGCAAGCAUGGGGCGUCCGCACGCGAAGGCUUGCAAAGCCAUACAUGGGGCUCCGGGGGCCCAAAUCGAGAGAAGAGUCUGGGGACAGAUGCUGGGGUUGAGAGCGCCGUUGACAGACGCCCAGAAAUAAAAAAUUCCUGUGAAUCACACGCACAUUCCUUCGCCGAAAUGAGAGAAGUGGACGGGAGGGUUGAAGAACGCACAAAUGUGGAGCAGCGCGCUCACCCACUCGGCCAGUCACAGCAUGAAGGAGGUUCCCCAAGUGUGAUUCGUCGAGAGCUCUCAAACAACGGGACAUUGCUCAACAGAACGGAUACUUCUUCGUCUGCCAAAGUCGCAGGCGAAGAAAGGAGUGAGGCCGCCGACGCGGAGGCCCACAGCGUCGGUGUCGAAUGUGGCUUGAGAUCUUCGCUGCCAAAUUCUGUGCUGCUACAUUCAAGGGCUGAAGAGGUGUCCACCAUCAGGCACCGGAUGGCCGGGACGGUGCACGUGGAGGAAGGAUACCAACCGACUUCCGGAUAUAGGCGCCUCCUCCCCCCUCUCAAAGAAACCACAGAAACUAUCACCGCAGCUGGCCCCCACGGCGCAGAGCGCCUCCAACACCCUGAUGUCAUCAGCGAGAAGAAUGCGUCUCGGAAUUCUGAAGCCGCGCUGCCUGAUCCUGUCCAGGGGCUUUCCAGUGAAGCUGCUGCGCCGCAACGCCUGACGUCUACAUCACCUGACGGCCAUGGGCAUUGUGACCUUCGUCUGGCUCCGGGUGCAAACGGAAAGAACCCUGCCGGCCAGCACAUUCCGCAUUUUGACGUCGCAGACUCAGCCCUCCUGAACUUCAAGGUGGGCUGCGACCCGCCUUCAGAUGCAGCGCCUUCUUCAGACGGAUCGCGUGUAGCGGCAGACACGACUCAGUUUGAAAUCACACGUAGGGAUGCCAGAGGUGUACUAUGUCAGUCAGAGGACGCAGAAAAGGAGACAGACAGCCAUUUUGAUCCUGGAGCAAUGGGCAAUAAGCCCGAGGAAGCCCCGAUGGAGACAGAGCAGGAGGAUCGAGACCUGCGUCCAAAGCCGUCGCUGCCUGAUGUCGAGCUGCUGCCGUUGGCAAAGGAUGCCCUGCGGCAUCAGAAUAGCGGCGAGUUUGACAGCCGCAUCAGCAGCCGCGGGUCCACAGGCGUCUCGGAGCCCAGCUUUGAGGCGCCAGAGGACAGGUAUUUCUGA